AUCAGUGUAUACUCUUAUAUUAUCGCGACGAUCAAUUAAAAUUGGUUAUAUCGAUUUUUCGCGCGACGUUUUAAGGUUCAAGGUUCUCCAAGGGUCUCACGAAAGGAUUUCAACUGUUGCAACCUGGUCCCAGGGGAUGAUGGUCCCAUUGUAAUCGUAUUUAAUCGUAUUUUCUAAGAUGAGAUGAGAGUUUAACGAUUUAAGAGGCACAGACACGAGAAGAGGAUUGAACAGAUAAAAAAUGUGAGCUGGUUAAAAAGAUAUAAAACAAAGCAGAGAAAUGGCAUUGACGAUCGUCCCCUCGGCCCGCGUUUUUAAUGGAAACGUCGCAGGCACGCAGGCUUAUGUUUCCGGCUCAAAAUGUCUCUGUUGUCCAUACGGUUAUCACAUCGAUCUAGAUUUCGUACGUUACUGUGAAGCAGUUGCAGCUGGUAGUACAGGCGAUAGAUCGAGCAUCGAGAGACGAAAGAAACGUGAACGCAGAAGACAAUGUCAAUCGAUGGAAGUUCUCUUAGGACUGGUGAGUCCAGGUCUAGCGGGAAUAGAGACCGAAUCGCCAGAAAUAUCACGAGAAUCUUCGGGGUUAGCCACGUUGGCGACUACGUCUACGACGAGAAACAAUUGCGAUGGUUCGAGUACUAUACCAAGAUCGAGCCAUCAUCAACGGCAUCAUCAACGUAUGGAUGAUAACAGGGACGAAUCCAGGACUAAUACUACUACUACUGCUACUACUACUACUAGUAUUACUGCUACUGCUACUACCAAUACCACCACAACCUUGGAUUUGAGUGAUGUAGUAGGUGAUUUCGAGGCAACCUUGAAACGUUCGUCAGGUAGAGGAUCUACGAGAAUUCGCGAGGAUCGUCCUGAGAUCGAUGGAACGACAAAGACAACGCCAGUUGUGCAACCAACAACGCGUACGAAUGAUCUCGAUGAUGCCAGCAUCGGAAGUAUUAAUUCAAAUCUCAGUACUGGUGCAUUACAGAACAUUCGUGAACAGAUGGCAGCAUCUUUGGAGAGAAUGAGAGAGUUGGAGGAACAGGUCAAGGCAAUUCCCAUGCUAGAGGUGCAAUUGUCGGUAUUGAAAGAAGAGAAGAGGAAUCUUUUGCGACGAGUCGAGGAGCUGAGUAAAAAGAAUUCCAAGGAGGAAAAGAAGAGGGAGAUAAAGGAGGUGAAGGAGAUGAAGAAGGUAGAGAAAAAGGAGAGGGAAAAGGAGAGGGAAGAGGAUACGACGGAAGGAAUAGUGGAGGAGAUUAUUGAAACUCAAAAGAGAUAUCGUAGUCAGUCGUUCUCGGAAGAACGAAAUUCUUGGCGCGAGCCGAAAAGGAACAAUGAAUAUCGUAAUGGUUAUGGUUGGUGGUACGGUGCCGUCAAUUCGACGACGCCUACAACGAGGGAUACCGGAACGAUGUGCGCCGUCAUGACGCGGGACGUCGGAGUUUCGCACCAGCAGAUUCGAACGCGUGACGUUGGUAUGUUAACGAGUACACCGAUAAAACCGUGUUUAGAAAGAAGUCGAAUUCGAAUCGAAGAGAUAUUACCUGAUUUUAAUGACACGAGUAAUAGUACAAGAAUGACAUCGACGAGAUUACGUUCGACAGAACAAAUGAAUAAUUAUUUGAAACGUAAUAUAACUCGUAAUAAUCAAGGAACUAUGAUCGAGGAUAAUGAUACGUCGUUAGAAAUGAAGAUAGAUAAACAAUAUAACAAAAUAUUAAUAAACCCACUUCAGAUUGAAACUAAUUCAUCAUAUAACAGUGUAGACGACGAUAGUAAGAUAUAUAGAAAAAUUCGUGAAUUUGGUACGAAUACGGAUAGUCCAUUGAAGAGAUUAGAACGUGCACGUUUUCUCGUUGAGGAUAUAGCACCAGUGAUCGUUAAUAAGAUCGAUAAGAGAUCAUACGGUACGAUUACGAAUAUAACGAUGAAGGAUGUAUUGACGAACGAGGAUGUGACCGUGAUAGUAGACGAUGCUCUUAGAAUUUAUAAAAAUACUGUAUUAAAGAAGACAUCGAACAGGGGUACACAAUGUAUCGAGGAAAUAAAAAGGAUCAUUGAUAAGAAAGAUCAAAGGGUACAAACGACUAAUGAAUUGUCCUCGUCAUUGAUUAAAUUUAAAUCUAACAUUGGCAUUAUGGCUAAACCAAGAUCAACGGAUGUUGGAUUAGAAGUUAGAAUAUAUCCUGAUACAAGAACGAUAGCAGUAGGUCCUGAUCCACUUACGAUACGUAAUAUUUCAUUGAAUUCGAUUAACUCUAGAAGUCAUUCGUUCAAUUAUGGUGAUAAUAUUAAUAAAAGGAAAAUCAGGACGAUGAAAUCGAUCGGCAUUAUGGCCGAUGAUAUAAUCAAAAUGGCGAAUAAAUCUUUAGAUACCGACGAUUUAUUACCGAAGAAACGUGAUUUUGGUACGUCGCCGAUAAAGAAGAAAUUUAUUGACGUAUCGGUCGGUGAUUCGAUAAAACCACAUAUAUUAAUAUCAUGCGGUACGAAUUAUUGUGAUAAUUGUAAGGAGACAAUCAAAUUGUUGGCUAAACAAAUAACCAAUAAUAACGUUGAGAAUAAUAUGAAUCAUCAGAAUGCCAAUUUAGUUUCGAGGAUACCAAGGCCAUCUCAUAUAGCUCUUAAUACUUCUGAUCAUAAGAAAUUCAGGAGACAGGACACCUAUACCAAAAUACCGGCCACCGGUAUUAUUCGUUACGAUUCGGAUAAUAAGGAACAGUACGAUAGCAGUAAUCGCCUUCGACAAUUGGAAACGGAGAAGGAAAGAAAUGACAAAUCUAUGUCGGAGGACAUAUCUCAGGAUCAGCCAGAAAAAGGUGUUGAAAAUGAUGAGAAACAAGAGCUACCUGAGUCAGCUCUCUUUCAGCCUAUUCAAGAUGAUCCAAGAAAGAAAGUGGAACCUUCUAAAGAAAUGCAAGCCGCCAUGAAAGUACUCAAUGAUAGUUUUAAAAAGUCACCUAGUAGAAAUGUUACGCCACAGAUUAAAAAUGCAACCAAUAUAAUACAACAGGAAUGGUUUAAAAUAUCUAGUACGGCCAAUGCCAAUCCAUUGGACGUUGAAGAUUAUUUGGAUUGUUUUGAGGAAUAUUCUAGUACCUUGCUAGAAUAUAUUGUAAAUAUGAUUGAUUCCAGUGGUAACACUGCUAUGCAUUAUGCAGUUUCUCAUGGAAACUUCGACGUAGUUUCCAUACUUUUAGAUUCCAAAGUGUGCGAUAUCAAUAAAGCAAAUGUGGCUGGAUAUACCGCUGUAAUGUUAGCUGCUUUGGCAGAAGUUAAAAAUUCUACUCAUGCUUCAGUAGCAAACAGAUUGUUUCAGCUUGCCGAUGUCAACAUUAGAGCCAAAUUGCACGGACAAACAGCAUUAAUGUUGGCAGUGUCUCAUGGAAGAAAGGAUAUGACACAAUUGUUAUUAGACGCAGGAGCCGCUAUUAAUAUUCAGGACGAAGACGGUAGUACGGCUUUAAUGUGUGCAGCUGAACAUGGACAUACCGAUAUAGUACGAAUACUUCUUGCUCAUUCAGAAUGCGAUUCAUCGAUUGUCGAUAUAGAUGGUAGUUCUGCUCUAAAAAUUGCAUUGGAAGCUGGUAAUAGAGAUAUCGGUGUUUUACUUUAUGCACAUGAGCACGUUAACAGAGGUACUAGCCCAUAUUCCUCAAUAAGACGAAAUAGAAGAGGUUCUAAACCUACAACGCCAACUGGCCCUUCUCCUUCCGCUCCUGUUAGUCCAGCACCCUCCCGAAGGAUGCAUUCAUCAACGGUUUCCCUUAACACGUCAAAAUAUUCCGCGAAAUAACAGAGGAGCAUUUGGAGGCUGUUAACAAAGUUUGGUAAGAAAAAAGAUUAAAAUACUUACCGUUAAUUGCCUCGUUAAUUAUAAUAAUAAUAAUUCGAGGUAAAAUGGGAGAUAUGAUCGAUGUCUUUUUUGAUAAUAUAUAAUAUCAAUUCGUUUAAUCGAAAUUAAAUGAUAUAUUCUUGAUUGACAAGAAUCUAUAUGUAAGAAUAAAUUUCAUCAGGUGUAUUGUAACAUAACGAAUUUAAAAUAAAUGCUCAACUUUUUUUUUUUGUACAUAUCUAUUUAGAUAAUGGUUGAGCUAUUAAUAUUAUCGUGAUUGGAUUUUAUAGAAAUAUGGAGUUGCACAAUUUUUCAGGUGCUAUCAAUUGUUUUCUACAGAUAUUUAAUAAUAAACAUAUCCAAGUAUGAGUUUUCAUAUCAAAUUUUACAAUGUUUUAUAAUAACAUAAAUCUGGGAACAUAAAUGUAGAGAGAAAGAUUGAAGAAUAUCAGAGUUUUAACGUGUUUCCAAAAUUAGGGAAAAAAGAAAAGAAAAAAGGAUUAAGUACAAAGUAUCCCUCGAUGCGGAGUUAGUUAAACGUGCCACGGUUAUAAAACUAAAAGGGAGAAAAGAUUUUUAAAGAGGGGGGGGGGCAUAAAAAAAGAAAAAAAAAAGAAAAACAAAAAAAAAGAAAAAGGAAAAAGGAAUCGUCUUCCAGCGAGCUGUGGCUCUAAAACAUUCCAAAAUUAUCGAUUUAAAAAAUAAAAAAAAUGAGCAAAAGAAAAGAAAGAAAAAAAAACAAAAGAAAAGUAAAAAAGACGAAACGAAUAAUAUAUCACAUUCUCUUCGCGAAAUUCUUUCUUUUUACCAUACUUUUUACGUAAUCUCCAUAUUCUUUAGGCCUAAUCGCCGUAGAUCCUUGAAAACUGAAAGAGUAUAUAAUUAUAAUGAAGGUAAAAUAAAAUAAAAUAAAAUAAAAUAAAAGAACUAGAAAGUGAUAAAAAUAAUAAUAAUAAUAAUAAUAAUAAUAAUAAUAAUAAUAAUAAUAAAUGGUGCAGAAAAAAGUAAAAAGAGCAUAAGAACUUUUUAAAAGUGUACAAAAGAACCUCGCGCGUAGAAGAAACGUCAAUAGGGUGUUAACUCGUAAGUGUAUUUAAUUCAUUAAGAAAAUUCAUAUACACAAGCAUAUAUAUAUAUGUGUAUAUAUAUAUAUAUAUAUGUUUGUUAUCAACAAUUGUUUAAUAAUAAUCGUCGCACACAGUCGAAUUUAUAAUAAAAAAAAAAGUAAAAAAAUAAAAUAUAAUAAAAUUAAAUAAAAUAAGGAUAGAAGAUAUACGCACGUAUGCACGCACACGCAUACACAUACAAGCACACAAACACACAAACAUGAGCGCGCGCGCAAUAAACGAUGAAUAAUCUAAUAAAACGUGUAUAAUAAGAAAUAAAGAGGGUUUUACGUUAAUUUAGAUGAUCGAUCAGUAAAAUAUGAUAUGACUGAAACGAUUUUCAUUGUAGAAUUGUGAAUAAACGGAUACGUUUGAAAA
Vespa mandarinia (Asian giant hornet) is the source of this 5316-nucleotide messenger RNA. RefSeq names its product KN motif and ankyrin repeat domain-containing protein 2 kank (gene Kank). Gene Ontology annotation, cellular component: cytoplasm; cytoskeleton. Gene Ontology annotation, biological process: negative regulation of actin filament polymerization. Gene Ontology annotation, molecular function: protein binding. The record is from RefSeq and is a predicted model, not a curated record. Lineage: Eukaryota; Metazoa; Arthropoda; Insecta; Hymenoptera; Vespidae.